UCGAAAACAUUCGCCGGGUAGGACGUGUUUUCGUCGUCGCGACCAUUCAACGACUUUCGUGCGCAUUUGGUGUGAGUGUUGAGCUGUUGUAUGGAAGGGUAAACGUAUCGAGAGGAAGAGGGUUCAGUUGUUGUUUUCGUCCGUGCAUCGUUCGUUCCUUGACAACCCAGUGCUCAGCGCCGUGGUGUGGAAGCCUCUUCUAGCACUGUCUCCUAUGUGUCAAGGGUUGUUGUGAUCCCAAGAUUUUUUUUUUUUCUCUGCGAAACGGAAGUGAUAUGUGAAAGCACCAGAUAGCUUGUGAAAUAUUGUGUAGGAGUUGCUGAUAACAAAAAAGAAUCGCCCGAAAGAAAAUCCAACAACCCUUUCGGGGUGGAUUUGCUGAACCUGAGAAAAGCACCGUUCGGCGAAAGUGGACACAAGUGAAAUAAAAAUAAACCCCACCUCCUCCCCCACCCGCGCCUGGCCAAUGUCGCUGAAAGUGACUAACGGGUGGCCUAAUGUGUAGCGUUGUGCCGUUCCCACCGAAGGGACACUGCCCAGCCAGCACACAUACGCCCUGCCGCACGCCGCACUCAAGCUAACAACGGCUACUGCACCCGGGGAUCGUAAACAUGGGGAUAUCAGAAGCGACAUUGUUUCCAUUAUUUAUCGGCCUGCUCGCCUGCUUGGCGGUGAAUGUAAUUGCUCUGAAAGUGAAUAAGGAUCCGCAGCAGCAGCAGCAGCAGCAGCACCAGCAACGGUCACACUCAGGUGGUCCGCUCGACCGAACCGGUCGGGCAGGAGGUGGUGGUUACACGUCGGCAAACGACGAUUUUGGCUACAUUUCCGAUGCCAUGCUGCCGGAUGUGCACUGCCACGGUGCGGGCUCGCCGCUCGGUGCAGCGGUGUCAAAGGGCGCUGGCAAUGCCGGUGUACCACCGUUCAAGUCGGAUGUGUCCACCAGCCUGCCCGCUUUCUCUGGCACGGUCACCAACGCGAAAGCGCCGUUCGGUGCGGAUGAUCCGGACGAGGAGGAACCGGACGAUGACGAGGACGAUGGGUACGAGGAUGGGGGCGAGCUGUUGGGAAACUUCGAUGAGGACAGCCGAGCGACGGAAGACCGAGGACCGAGCGGCCACAAGCACGACUCGCUGGAUUACACCGAUAACUUCGAGGUAGCGGCAAUCGAUCAGAUCGAGAGCUUCGGGGCGGGGAACGAUGGGACACCGCUGCCGGUGUUUCUGGUAGAGCCGAAAGGUGCUUAUGUCAUGAAGAAUCGACCCGCCAAGCUAUACUGCAAAGCGUCCCAUGCACUGCAGAUCUCGUUUAAGUGCAGCGGCAGCACAAAACCUCCACCGACGGAGAAAGAACACCACACCGAUCCGCACAGUGGCGUCCAGCUGCAGGAAGCGACGGCCACCAUCACCCGCGAGCUGGUCGACGAGUUCUUCGGCAAGGGCCCAUUCAAAUGCGAAUGCCGAGCAUACUCAUCCCGUGGCCACGUCAAGACACAACCGGUUACGAUCCAAGUGGCAACCAUUAAGAAACAAAUUAGCAUCUCACCGAAGAUCGUGCGCGUCGCCACGGGUGGUCGGGCCGAGCUGAACUGCAUCGCGAAUGCAACACCGGCGGCCAAAGUCGUGUGGCUGAAGAACAGUGUGCCGGUCCACGCCAACCCACCGUUUGUACUGCUGACCGAGAACGCGCUGCUGAUUGCUCGAGUCGAAAUACAGGACAUGGCCAAUUAUACAUGUGUUGCGGAGAACAUCGCCGGCAAGCGCGUAUCAGACCCAGUUCCAAUCACCGUGUACGUUGAUGGAGGAUGGAGCUCAUGGGGUCCUUGGACGGACUGCAAAUGUCCCGGCCAUGGCAAGCAGGGCCAAAAACGUACCCGUGUGUGCAACAGUCCAGUGCCGAUGAAUAAUGGUGCACCUUGUAAAGGUGCUAGCACAGAGUCCACGCCCGAUUGUCUACCUUGCUCUGCCGGACGAUGGUCCAGUUGGUCCGAGUGGAGUGAGUGUGGCCCAGACUGCACCCAGAUUCGACAGCGCUCCUGUGUCGGUAGCUCGUCGGCCACUCAACUAGGGUCCGUACCAGUGACUUCGGCUGCCUUGGUAGCUAACAGUUCCUCAGCCCAAGCUUUCGCGAUCGAUAGUGGAACUAUCGUCAAUUGUGCCGGAAAGAGUCAACAGUCCAUCAAAUGUACCGGGGGGCUAUGUAACUACACAGCGCAAGAUUCCAACUGGUCCGUCUACCUGUGGGUUACCUUGGUUGCUGCUUUCUGUCUAGGAGUUGUAUUUGCCGUGUCCAAAUUCCUACGAAGAAAGAAAACCAUUCCAGCUUAUAAUUUGGCUCGUUCAGAAAUGCCGACCGAAUAUUUCGCCAACGAGAGCAAAAAGCUGACCCAUUUCCAGCCAGAUCUGACGCAGAACACGGGCCCCAUCAAUUACGAGUACCCGAUGACAGCGUCCCUCCAGCCCCAUCUGGCCGGUCAUCACCCACACCACCACCACCACCUACAGCAGCAGCAGCAGCAGCAUCAUCAUCAUCUGUCUUCGCUGCACCACCAGCACGGCAGCAGCCUGCUCGGGCCGGUAGCCACCGGACACGGACAGCUUCAUCCCCAGUGCCAAUCGCAGCAAGCGCCAACCCUUCCGAUCGGGGGCCUCAAAUCGUCAUUGCCUUUGCCACGGUCCAAUUCCGAGCACCAUUACGACGUGCCCCAUUUGUGCAAUAACUACAUCUACCCGCUGGACAAAGUCAGCAUCAAUGAAUCAUACUCGUCGUCCACCUAUUCGAAGCGCGUGUGCAGCGUGGAGUCGCUCGAGACAUCGACCAACACAUCGGCCGAUUCCACCUACGACCAAGCGCCGAUGCUCCCGCCCAGCAGCUCGCCCGCCAUCCGCCCGACCACGCUGGUGGAGGAGCCGUUCCGCGGCGCGGAGGUGACGCACGCGACCCUAACGCCCGCCGGCGCCCUGCUCCGGCUCGCCACCUACUCGACCGCGCUGCUAAUCCCCGAGGGCGCCAUCCCGAAGCACCAGCGGCACAGCGUGGCGCUGUCGAUCGUGCGCGACGACAAGCACCACGUGCCGGUGCCGACCGGGCCGCGCUCGACCUACCUCAGCCCGGUCGUGUUCUGCGGCCCGGUCGACACGAAGGUAAACAAACCGAUCGUCAUGCAGCUGCCCCACUGCGCGGAGAACCUGUCCGACUGGGCGUUCUCGCUGUACAGCGCGCCGGACAAUGUAACGCCCUGGUGCAAGGUCGUGACGAUCGGCGAGGAGACGCUCAACACGCCCGCCCUGGUGCAGAUCGACAAGCGGUACGCGUACGUGCUGACGGAAACGUUCGGCAAGUACGUACUGGUGGGCGAAUCGGCCACCGACAUCCAGGAGCGGGUGGCGUGCAAAAGGCUGCGCCUGUUCAUCUGCGGCCCGUCGACCGUGCCCGAGUUUUCCGACGUCAGCCUGCGCGUGUACAUCGUGGAGGAUAACCCGGGGGCGGAGGAGCGCUGCCGGCACUGCGAGCAGGAGAUCGGCGGUGUCCUGCUCGGCCGCAGCACGGCGCUGCACUUUGCGGACGUCGGCCAGGCCGGGCUGAACAUCGACCUGCAGUGCGUCGGUGGCUGGCGGGCGAAAAGCUCGAGCGAGCGGCAAACGAUACCGUUCUCGCACGUGUGGAACAGCGCCUGUACGGCACUGCACUGCAGCUUUACCCUGUGCCGGACCGAGCACGACAAGUGUGACUUUAAGAUCGUGGUGCAGGCGUCGCAGGAUGUCCCCCAAGGGUUAGACGAGCGGCUGACAGCGAUCGGUGUGCCGGCCACGCUCAGCAUCUCCUCGUUCGUGCCGAUGGCAAAGGAUGGGCGCCACUGUCAGCACUCCUCCAGCUCGUUCGAAACGAUGACGAUCUGUAGCGUUGGGUCGGGCGAUCACAACACCAACCUGCUCGCGACCGAUCGCUUCCGGCUGUCGAAGGACGUGAAGCGGAAGCUGUGCCGGUGUCUCGAUCCGCCGACCCAGAAGCGCAACGAUUGGCGCAUGCUCGCCGCACACCUGAACGUGGACCGGUACCUGACGUACUUUGCGACCCGGCCCUCACCCACCGACCAGAUCCUCGACCUGUGGGAGUGUCGCAAUCGCGACCUGAACGCGCUGCAGCAGCUGAUCGAGAUCUGCCGCACGAUGGAGCGACCGGAUGCGGUGGCGAUACUGGAGCAGAUCCAGCCGGCGGCCCCGUGGGUGUAGGAAGUCCUGCUGCACGGGGAAGCCCAGAACUAACGAAUAACCAAGCGAUGGCUGCGAUAGUAGGUCAAGUCACUCUUUAUAAAUAUUUAUAAUUCAUUAUCAACCAAACGGACACCGCACCGCCUUGUCAGUGUGUUGCGCCAGCCGAAGAAGGGUGCGGAGAAAUUGACUGACAGCCACACGGGCUCUGUUCUGCGGAACGGUUUGUCCGUCCUGUUACGUCCCUGUUUUUUCCCACCCUGACUGUUCUUCGCUCUUUCUCCCCCGAUCCGGGACUGGACAAUCCUAUCGGACAAUCUGUUAUUAACUCCGGCACUCUCGCGCAGACGAACUAGCCAGCGAACCCGUCUGCCAGUCGGGUAGUUGUCGGUUGUCACUCCACCCCUGACACUGACACGGCUACGGAUGCAAGGCGUCAUUGUACUGAUUGCAAUUGCACCGAUGUCCGAUGCUGUCCGUUUAGGAAAGAGCCCUUUCGAAGCCAGUUCAGAGGCCGAAAGGGUUCAGCUCGGAAAGGUCAGUGGUUGUGUUGGUGCUCGUCCGGCGGGAUGCAUACGUUACACACUGGCUCAGAGCGCUAGUAGCAUCGAGACUCCAGCGGAAGGAGAAGACGCGUGGACGCUGAGACGACUGGCAUAAGGUGAUUUUGUGUUUUCGUUUUCUGUUUCACUCUGUACAAUGUAAUGUAGCUGCUUAAGAUGUUCUCACACACACAGAGAUGCGCACAGUAAAUCUCAACUACGUAUCCUACGUAAGCUAUUGCUCAAAUCAAGCAAAAGUUCAUCCAGUAGUACCACGCGGAAGAAGAAUUGGAACAAUCCAGCAUUUUUGUACGAAACAUUGCCGUCUAUCAAGCUAUCGAACGACACACCAAACUCAUAUCAGUUGCGGUGCUAAUGAUACUACAACUUUCUUUCUUAUCAAUCUUCUCCAAUUGGAUACCAUAAUCGUUACAGUGCGUAACACAGCUAUGGCAACACAUUUUGUUGUUGCGAAAAAAAACAAUAGUUGUAAAUGUUUGGUACAUAGCAGUCAAAUUCCAAAGACUUGCAAAUUCAAAUCUUGUCCAUUUAUAUUAUUAACAGUUUUGCAUUUUUAGAGUAUUAUAGCCAUUUUUACGUCAACGAAUACUUUAAACAAUAUUUUUUCUUUAAUUGAAAUGGUAUAAACUUAAAAAAGUUUAAAAAGAUUAAAAAGUUUUUUAUACCAUAUACCAGGUUCAGUAUCAUUGUUUUCAAUCGUUGCAUGGCGUUUGUCAUAAUAUUGGAAUAUAUUCAAAAAUUGUACCGAACUGUUCACAUAGCUGUGUUACGCACUGUAAUAGUAUUUUAUUUUAUUUCGCAUCAUUACUAUAACAUCGAUAUCUCCCUUGCAUUUCCAAACAAAAGAACACAGCAUCCCUUUUAGACGAAAACAAAAAACAAGAGUGAAUAUAAAAAAAACCCAAUAGAAUUAAUUAAUAAGACUGAUAACAAAACUGUAUAAAUAAAAGCGGGCGAAGCGAAAUAAGAUAAUUACGCGCAGUUCAAACCUGCAUCGUGCGUGCACUAAUGUUAGGCUCUGUUGAAAAACGUCAAAUACCAAAAGAUAAACAUCGAACCACACGCGCAUUGCAUUAGAGAGGAUUCAGAUCUUGCCGAUCCUUUAGGUGGUGUUGAGUGGCGAAUAGAAUGACAUCUACACUAAGUACUACUAUUCGAUAUAAGUUCGUACCAGUAGCGAGAUGUAAAGCUUAAUAUGUUGUGCAACACUGUCACAGCCAGUGUCGCUUUCAGUGUCCUUCCCAAGAAAACAAAACAAAAAUACGAUUGAGUUUAUGUACUGUAUAAAGUUUAUGUGAAAGUAAGUGAAAAAUCAUACCGUUAGAGUACGUUUCUCGUCCAGUGUUGUGAACUAUGUUAAAGAUGAUUUUAUCAUACUUUUUUUGGGCGGAGAGAAACACCGCCACGCAAGAUGUAAUCAUUCAGCACUAAUGUUUCCUUAGUAAUUAAAGUCUUUGGUAUCAUGCUAGAGUGUUGCUGCCAUAGAUAGACGUGCACCUGGAAGUCAAAAUCGGUGUACCAUACUUUAGCAGUGAACGUUAAAACAGACGACAGGAAAAGAGGUGAUAAAAUAUUCAAAAUAUUUUAUGUUCGAUUACUCUCCUUCAAAGCCCUUAUUCUACUAUCAACGCUCUGCCCACUGCGGCUGAAAUUAUUAGUUGUCUAGUGUGUAGUGCACCAAGCAAAAACGAAUUCUACCCUAUCGAACUUAACCGGAAUUGCCUUUGUUCUAGUUUCUAUGAUUAUUCUUAACAAUGCUUUUAAAUUUAACGCUAUCGAGUGUACGCACGUACGUUCGCAGUUCAUGUUUUAGAUGUACUAAUUCAAACUUUAGUCUUCUAGCUCAUUACAGGGUGUGGCGGAAAGGGAUGCGGAAAUCUUUUCAAUUCAAUUUUCAAAUUUAAUGAGUCCUCUGACCAGUUUAUUACUAUAACCCAACAGAUCAAUAUAGAUUAUCGUUUCGGUUUCGGUUUAUUUGCAUCAAUAUCUUUACAGGAUUUACAGGUUUUUGAUGUGAAAAUUAGUUUUCAAUUCAAUCAUCCAUUUUCAGAUAUGAAAAUAGAGCCUUCAAUUUGACUUCAAACAUUCUUCCUGGCUGCUUAACUCUGUCUUUAAAACAACACACCAAGGUGUAUAUAGUUAUUUUGGAGAACCAAGUAUUGUUUUUGGAGUUAGGCAGUGUCUUUGAGAUUCAAAACGCUGUCCCAAAGUGGGAUAAGUUCCCAUCUAGUGAGUUAUCUUCAAAGGACUUAAUAAACGCAAGAACAUGCCAAAAAGUUGGGUAAAGUAUUUGCACAAAAUAAUAAGAAUUUUCGCAUUCCUUUCCAUCACACUCUGUAGUAGAAUGAUUUACCAAGACGCGACAUGUUCCGUAUGUUACAAAUUUUGGGUUUAGGCACUGGAAUAUGAUGUAUAAAAAGAGUGGAUCUUAUUGUAGCGACGAAAAAAUCGCAGGUAAUGUGUAAAAAGUAUGUCCACGUACACCUGUGUGUGUAUUUGUUCAAAGAACCUUACGAUAAAAAUGAGAAACAUGCGCCAGGAAGAAAAAAAAGGAAAGAGAAUACCUUGUAUUACACUGUAUAAGAGCAAUGCUGCUAAAUACUUCACAAAUGCCAAGUGCCAAGAGAAAAUACUUGUUUCCCAUACAUAUUGUGCUCUUCUUCUUCUUCUUCUGUCUCUGGUACUCACUCUCACCCUCCCCCCUUUCCCAGGAAUGGUCACCCCAUAACUAACGAACCCUCACACACAGAGUUUGAGGUUCGUUUAGAAUUGUCCUUUCAUGCACGGUGCGGCUAGUGGCCGCCCAUCCCCCUGGGUUGAGCGCAUAUUUGUCAAGGACAGCACACACACAUACCGAAAAGGGACACGAAAGAAUACAACCGUCCCCGCAUUGUAUUCUGCUCAAACAUCAUAUUUCGCUUCCAAUCCCCUCUACUUCCGGUGGGUAGCCACCGCCUGGCGUGGCUUCCUUUCGGGACACGUGCUACAAAUCAACCAGCAUCUCGCUCGCUUGCAUACCCCCGUGUCCCCGCCAUUCACCGACACUCACUUCCGGUCUGCUCGUCCGUCCGCCCGCCCGGUGGCAAUUAACUCAGCUGGAAACGAAAUUAAUUGUAAAACCGCACCGCGCGCGCAUCGGCUGCACCGCAACCGCAUUGUGCACACAAUGCACACACAUGCACAAAAACACAAUGCACAACAAUGAGUAAAACAAAGAAGCAUCCCGACGACAGAAAUAUGAGCAUAAAUUGUCAAUAAAUUGUGGAAUGCAUGCACACACACACAUUCUACGCCUUUUUGCUCUGUAGCCUAUUGCCCGGGCGCAGUUCCAGGGAACGGCUGGGAGUCAUUUCUGCCAUAGGGAAAGGAUACAAUUUUAAAAUUGUUUCUGCUUUUUAGUUUGAUUUCUGUUUUUUUUUUUUUGUGUGCUGUUUGUUCCCCCCAGUUGUGUAGAUUCGGCAUAGAGCACAAAUGGUUGCCAUCAAUAGGGGAUGAUAAUGGUGUGUGCGUAUCGAAAAAAAAGGCCUGAUUUUCCUUUUUUUCCCUAGGCCUAGUCUAAAACGAGCAACAGCAACAACAAAAAAUCGCAACUAUUUCGCAAUGCAUUUGCAUACAUUGAUGCUAGGCGCUACCAUUGCUAAAAUGUAUUCAAUUAGAGCACAUUUUCGAACAAUGGGCCCGUGCCUAUGACAGCGCCAGCCCGACCGGAAGACCGGACCGGAAGCCGCACGUUCGGCCUCAGUGGCUCUCUCGGUGCUUUUCUCCCGGCGCAGUCAUUAGCUUAAAACCUUUUCACCCAUCCCCCUUUGCUCUGGUGGGGGGGACCAUUUGUAUGAUGGGAAUUGAUUUAUGGACGAUUUUCCAUAAUCGAUGACAGUAUCGGGCAGGAUAAUAUUUUCAAAUUAAAUAUCUGUCCCAAACCGACCUCCACCCCCUCCCUAGUGGUUCGAAUGCUGGAGCGCAAAUGGAGUGCUGGCAGGCAUAACCCGCUGGAGUUCCCGCGAUAGGAUGAGAGAACCAAUAGUAAGGAUUAAAACCGAUACACAAACAAACACAAAAAAGUGGUCCACACGGUAGCGCGGGCCGGUUCGAAUGCACGAAUAUGCGGGCUUCGUUGGGCUCGCGAAUCCACGACUAAUGCUCAAAAUAGUGCAAAUAACCUAAUGGAAGCGUUCCGGAAAAGGGAAAGGGAGUGGAGUGGAGACAGAAUGGACAGGGCAGAUUGGGCAAAUGUUUCCCGUCUCGGUGUGUGACAGUUGAUGCGUAACGAACAUGGCACUCGACACACGAUGAGCAUAAUUAAAUCGACAUCGGUAGUGAACCGGAACACGGAUGGUCAGGAUACCGGCCUUAGGUCGCUAGGGCCAAGUGUACCGGGCGGAAAGGUUGGAGUGAGUGCCUGCGUGACAAGUGUGUGGCGCCUCGAUGCGUAAACACAUGUUGGUCAGCUGAACAGAGAGAGAGCGAGAGAGAGAGAGAUGGAAGGAGAAGUGGCAGAACAAUUGGCUCGGGCAGUUUUGUAAAUCCGGAGGUUGUCUUUUGCGUAGGAGCGAACAGAUCACUCGGCAGGCGUGUGCGUUUGUGUAGAUAUACACUCGAAUUCUUGUGUAAGUAGUUUCCAAUUGUAAUGUGUAAUCGAUAGUAAGGCAUACGGCUACCAUCACGGUUGAUAUACAUAUACAUCUACUAUACUGCCCGUGGAGGCAAACACAUUUAUAUAUAUAUUUGUUAUAAAAUAUAAUCGAAAACUAUACAGCAUA
This is a messenger RNA of Anopheles arabiensis, 9531 nucleotides long. Its product is annotated as netrin receptor unc-5-like. The coding region runs from base 612 to 4229 and encodes 1205 amino acids. Lineage: Eukaryota; Metazoa; Arthropoda; Insecta; Diptera; Culicidae. Gene Ontology annotation, molecular function: protein binding; netrin receptor activity. The transcript is spliced from 11 exons. Gene Ontology annotation, biological process: motor neuron axon guidance; netrin-activated signaling pathway. Gene Ontology annotation, cellular component: membrane. The record is from RefSeq and is a predicted model, not a curated record.